AAGAUAAAAAUAAUCUGAAUAAAGCCAGAGAAAAUAGAAUUGAUGAACUGAAAAAAACACAAACUGAUGAAACAUAUGAUAAAAUCCGGCAAAGUAUAUCAAGAGAAACAGAUAUUGAUAAAUUGAUUAAUAAUGGAUACUGGUACAAUCAAAUACUAAGAAAUCAAGAUUUAACCGAAGAUCAAAAAGUUAAAUUGAAUAGAGAUAGAAUUGAUAAAUUAAAAGAAUUAUCUGAUAAAUACUAUGAUCAAAUCAGUAAAGAUAUUCAAAGUACCGAUGAUUAUAGACAACUUAAUGAUUCUGGUCUGAUUGAUCAGAUAUUACAACAAAAAAGACGUGGACGUCUCGAUCUAUUCUUAAAAGAAAAAGCGUUAAGUGAUUAUGAUAAUUACAACAAACAAAUUAAUAAUUAUUACAAUUGGCAAUUGGUUCAUCUAUUAACAAAUGAUAGUCCGUUGACAAAUAAUAUAAUGAACCUGAAUCAAACUUUAUUGUCUCCAGAAAAGGAUAAAAAUGUUCUUAUCGAACUUAGAAAAUUGAAAUACAAUAAUUUACUUUACGAUCUUAUAAAAGAAAACAUGGAAGAAGACACUGAUAAAA
Molecule: messenger RNA, 600 nt
Organism: Racocetra fulgida
Lineage: Eukaryota; Fungi; Glomeromycota; Glomeromycetes; Diversisporales; Gigasporaceae
Source: the annotation of a GenBank genome assembly